Molecule: messenger RNA, 1829 nt
Organism: Fragaria vesca subsp. vesca
Lineage: Eukaryota; Viridiplantae; Streptophyta; Magnoliopsida; Rosales; Rosaceae
Product: monogalactosyldiacylglycerol synthase 1, chloroplastic-like
Exons: 8
Coding region: 1-1578 (525 amino acids)
Biological process (GO): glycolipid biosynthetic process
Molecular function (GO): hexosyltransferase activity
Source: RefSeq, a predicted model, not a curated record
AUGCAUAAUUCUUCGAUUACAACCACGCAGGAACCCGGUCCUGUUUAUGACCUUGUACCCCAGUUGAGUUGUAGGUUUCACGGCCUGCGCUCCGAGGGCCCCUCCGCCCUUUUAUCUAGUUUCCUCUACUUUGAUGGCCCCAGAAACCCCAAGGUCACUGCUUCUCUCAGCUUGAGUAGCAGAGGCGGCCGUUCCAGCAGCAUUCGCACAUUUGUUACCGAGUUCAAUAGAGCUAUUAAGUUCCACUGUCACAAAUUCCCUAUUGGCUUCGCUUCUCUUGGGUUUGGUGGUGGGGAUAGCAAUGGCGCCGGCGCAGGAGGGGACGACAGUAUUAAUGGCCUGAGGGAUAAUGGCUGCGCUCUUAGUGAUAAUGGAGUAGCCUCCAACGAUGCCGUGGCAGGCAACUCCAAGAAGGUGCUGAUUUUGAUGAGUGACACCGGUGGCGGUCAUCGAGCUUCUGCAGAAGCUAUUAAGGCAGCCUUCAAUCAAGAAUAUGGAGAUGAAUAUCAGGUGUUUGUUACAGACUUAUGGUCGGAUCAUACGCCUUGGCCAUUUAAUCAACUUCCCCGGAGCUAUAAUUUCUUGGUGAAACACGGACCAUUAUGGAAAAUGACAUAUUAUGGAACUGCUCCACGCCUGGUGCAUCAAUCCAAUUUUGCUGCCACUUCUACAUUUAUAGCUCGGGAGGUUGCCAAAGGGCUAAUGAAAUACCAGCCAGAUAUUAUUAUCAGUGUGCAUCCCCUGAUGCAACAUGUACCACUUCGUGUACUGAGGCAAAAGGGUCUGUUGGAGAAGAUAGUUUUUACUACAGUUAUCACGGAUUUAAGCACUUGUCAUCCUACAUGGUUUCAUAAGCUUGUAACUAGAUGUUAUUGUCCGACAUCUGAGGUUGCGAAUAGGGCAUCAAAAGCUGGGCUCAAGCCUUCGCAAAUCAGAGUUUAUGGCCUCCCCGUGCGGCCUUCUUUUGUUAAGCCUGUCCGACCAAAGGCUGAACUUCGGAGAGAAUUAGGUAUGGAAGAGCAUCUUCCUGCUGUGUUGCUAAUGGGAGGAGGAGAAGGGAUGGGUCCUAUUGAGGCAACAGCUCGAGCACUUGGGGAUGCAUUAUAUGAUGAGAAUUUAGGUGAGCCUAUGGGUCAGGUCCUUGUGGUAUGUGGCCGCAACAAAAAGCUUGCAGAAAAGUUGCGUGCAAUCAAUUGGAAGGUUCCUGUCCAGGUGAAGGGAUUUGUAUCUAAAAUGGAGGAAUGCAUGGGAGCUUGUGAUUGCAUAAUUACAAAGGCGGGCCCAGGGACAAUUGCAGAAGCAAUGAUAAGAGGCUUGCCAAUUAUUCUGAAUGAUUACAUUGCCGGGCAGGAAGUUGGAAAUGUCCCAUAUGUUGUCGAUAACGGGUGUGGGAAAUAUUCUAAAUCUCCAAAAGAGAUAGCAAGGAUUGUUUCCGAGUGGUUUGGUCCAAAAGCUGAUGAGCUCCAGGCCAUGUCGCAAAACGCAUUGAAGCUGUCAAGGCCUGAUUCUGUGUUCAAGAUUGUUCAUGAUAUGCAUGAGCUUGUUCGACAACGAAGCUGUGUACCCCAGUAUUCCUAGACCCCCUCCCGACCAAUUUUGUCAUUAGGCUUGUAAUGUUGCAAAAAUUAUUAUAUACGCUGAUUCUUCCCUCGUGUAAUUUUUACAUGCUUCUGCUCGAAUAAUGAAAAGAUGUUGCCCUAUCGUAGUUAGCUUUUCAAUAUGCAAUUGCUUUGUUUAUAUGAACUCUGGUAGAAGGUAGUGCAUCUCGGAGAAGCAGGUCUUUUAUGGCUUGAACUGAUCGGCCUGGAGAAUCAUGAAGACAUGUGUAC